AUGUUGCUUUUCGAUGCUGAUAAAAAACAAAGUAAACAAAAACAGGGUCGAUAUUCUGAAUUCCAGGCAAUCGUCCUUGCAGGAUAUGGUCAUAAAUUAUAUCCGCUAUCCGAAGAUAAUAAUCUUCCUAAAGCUUUACUUCCAAUAGCAAAUAAGCCAAUGCUCUAUUAUGUUUUAGAUUGGUUAGAAAGAGCAGGAGUUUUUGACGUGUUAGUUAUUACUGAAGCAGUUGGUGAAUACAAAAUUGGACAUUAUCUUAAAAAUGAUUAUGAAGGGAAGCUGAAACCAAACAUGGAAGUAGUUAGAGAAGACGUUGGGACUGCUGAUGUGUUGAGAAUUUUCAGUGAAAAAAUAAAGAGCGAUUUUAUUGUAAUGAGUUGUGAUCUUGUUUUUGACCUGGUGCCUCAUCGAUUACUGGAUUACCAUCGAACACAUGAUCCAACAUUUACAACAUUAUAUUUUGAACCCAAUAAAUCUGAAGGUGGAGGCGGAAGUAGUGGUAGUAAUAAGGAUGAUAAAGAUCCAAAACCAAUUGUUGGUGUAGAUACCAAUAAAUCACGUAUUGUAUAUGUCGCAUCUAGUGCUGAUCUAGAUGAAGAAUUUUCUUUACGCAUGUCAUUAUUAUGGAAGUUUCCAUGUAUUGAUAUUCACACAACCCUUCAAGACGCACACCUUUAUAUUUUCAAACGAUGGGUAAUUGAUUUAAUUGUGCAGAGAAAAGCUAUUUCUAGUGUGAGAGAGCAUCUUGUUCCCCUGUUGAUAAAAUGCCAAUAUCAAAAAAAGUUGUUGGAUAAUGAAGAUAUUAACAAGUUGGCAGCAACUUACAAAAAUUAUCAAGAAACCGCACUUAAAUAUUCUGCUUCAUGGAAUGAUGAUGACAAAAAUUCUCCAGUACGAUGUCAAAUUUUUAUAUAUAAAACUGGAUUUUGUGGACGUGGAAAUACAAUUUAUAAAUAUUGUGACCUGAAUCGUCAUAUGACGAAAAUACAUAUGGAUCCGCGUGUAUCCCCUUCUGCAGAAAUCAAUUCGAAAGCACAAGUUGGAUCGGACUCGUUAGUUGGAGAUGACACGAAAAUUGAUGAACGUACUUCCAUUAAACGUUCAACAAUUGGUGCACAUUGCGCAAUUGGCAAAAAUGGCAAAAUCUCAAACUCAAUACUGGAUAAUAUCUGUCAAGUUGUAGUUUGUAAUGGCGCCAAGAUAAUGGAAAGAUCUCAAUUGAAAGAUUGUGAAGUUGGUGGAGCACAAGCAAAAAAUGAACAAGCCGUUGAGUUUCGUGACCUAGAUUGA
Molecule: messenger RNA, 1290 nt
Organism: Dentiscutata heterogama
Lineage: Eukaryota; Fungi; Glomeromycota; Glomeromycetes; Diversisporales; Gigasporaceae
Source: the annotation of a GenBank genome assembly